Penicillium diatomitis is the source of this 1497-nucleotide messenger RNA. Its product is annotated as L-lactate dehydrogenase (cytochrome). The record is from RefSeq and is a predicted model, not a curated record. The transcript has 3 exons. Gene Ontology annotation, biological process: lactate metabolic process. The coding region runs from base 1 to 1497 and encodes 498 amino acids. NCBI's taxonomy places the organism in Eukaryota, Fungi, Ascomycota, Eurotiomycetes, Eurotiales, Aspergillaceae. Gene Ontology annotation, molecular function: heme binding; L-lactate dehydrogenase (cytochrome) activity.
AUGGCUCCCAGAUUGACCGGUGCGGCAGUUGCCGAACACAACUCCAAAGACUCGUGUUGGGUGAUUGUUCACGGAAAGGCCUACGACGUCACUGAGUUUUUGCCAGAACACCCCGGAGGCUCCAAGAUUAUCUUAAAGUAUGCUGGCAAAGAUGCCACUGAGGAGUUUGAUCCGAUUCACCCUCCCGACACCCUCGACAAGUAUCUCGACAAGUCCAAACAUCUGGGAGAUGUUGACAUGAGUACCGUCGAGCAAGAGGAGAAGGAAGUCGACCCAGAAGAGGCGGAACGACUCGAGCGUAUCAAGCGAAUGCCUCCUCUUGCGGCCUGCUACAACUUGAUGGACUUUGAGACUGUCGCGCGGCAGAUCAUGAAGAAGACCGGGUGGGCAUAUUACUCCAGCGGAGCAGAUGAUGAAAUUACUCUACGUGAAAAUCACCACGCUUUCCACAAGAUCUGGUUUCGGCCUCGCGUCCUCGUCGAUGUCGAGAACAUCGACAUGAGCACCACCAUGCUCGGCACACCCGUUUCCAUUCCAUUCUACGUGACGGCUACUGCCCUUGGCAAGCUAGGUCACCCCGAAGGCGAAGUCGUGCUCACCAAAGCCGCACACAAGCACAACGUUAUCCAGAUGAUCCCCACACUUGCAUCAUGUUCAUUUGACGAGAUUGUGGAUGCGAAACAAGGCGACCAGGUCCAAUGGCUCCAGCUCUACGUGAACAAGGAUCGCGAAAUCACCCGAAAGAUCGUCGCCCACGCCGAGAAGCGCGGGUGCAAGGGUCUAUUCAUCACGGUGGAUGCGCCACAGCUCGGUCGACGUGAGAAAGACAUGCGAUCGAAAUUCAGUGACGCGGGAUCAAAUGUCCAGUCAGGUGACGACGGGAUCGACCGUUCACAAGGUGCAGCGCGCGCAAUUUCCUCCUUUAUCGACCCAGCCCUGUCAUGGAAGGAUAUCCCCUGGUUCAAGAGCAUCACGAAAAUGCCCAUCAUACUAAAGGGUGUUCAAUGUGUCGAGGAUGUUCUUCGCGCCGUGGAAGCCGGCGUUGACGGUGUCGUCCUCUCCAACCACGGCGGCCGCCAGCUGGAAACAGCUCGCUCCGGCAUCGAGGUCCUCGCCGAAGUCAUGCCUGCGCUCCGAGAGCGCGGAUGGGAUAAGCGUAUUGAAGUAUACGUCGACGGUGGCGUGCGCCGAGCUACGGACAUUCUCAAAGCUCUAUGCCUGGGCGCUAAGGGUGUUGGUAUUGGUCGACCCUUCCUAUACGCCAUGUCGGCGUACGGUGUCGACGGCGUGAACCGCGCGAUGCAACUCCUCAAAGACGAAAUGGAGAUGAACAUGCGUCUGAUCGGAGCGACCCGCGUCGAGGACCUGAACCCCAGCUUCUUGGAUACGCGGGGACUGCUGAGUGGUCAUGCUGGUACCAUCCCCUCAGACACGCUUGGUCUACGGGCGUAUGAUCCCCUGCAAGGGCCAAGAUUCAACGAAAAGGCGAAAUUGUAG